AUGGCGUGCGUGGCGUCCGGGCGGGGGUCGUGGUCGCACAUUCCUGGCGGAAGAGAGACUGCCGCUCAAUUCAUAAUCAAUCUCUCGUCAUCGUGCUUAUUAUUCAGGGAUUAUCGUAAAUAUAUUGAAAUUAUUAUCGUGAAUAAACUUCAGUUAUUAUCCAUGUCCGAGCACCAUCACGCCCACGGCCAGUGUGAUCACGACCACGGCCACGGCCACGCCCACGGCCAGUGCGACCACGCCCACGGAGGGCCAGUGCAGUGCGACCACAGCGCGGGCGUGGGCGGGGGGGACUUCGACGACCCGCUGUUCCAGAAGCAGGACUGGGGCGUGGAGGACUGGCUGCAGAUGUAUGAAAAGUUUCCUGACAUGAGGGAAAAGGGCCAACCUUCCAAGGCCUUGCUGAAGUACCUGACGGAAAUCCUUCCUUCCGAGCCAGGGAGGGUGUUGCUCCCUCUGUGUGGAAAAAGUCCGGACCUUAGGUGGCUGUAUGACCGUGGAAACACUGUUGUGGGAAUUGAGUGUGCUGAGAAGGUGGUGAAAAACUUCUAUGAGACUUACCCUGAUCUCAAGCAUACUGUCCAUGACCUGCCUUAUGGUAAAGUCUACAAGAGUGAAGAUGAGCGUCUACAAGUGUAUAUCUGCAACGUCAUCCACAUCCCAGAGGGAGAACUGGGAGAGUUUGACGCGGUGUUUGACUGGGCUGCCUACACUGCCAUCCACACGAAGGAGAGGCAGAAGUAUGUUGACAUCAUGAAGUCCUGCAUGAAGCCUGACUCCCGGUACUUCCUUGAGGUGUGUCAUGACCUGGAGGAAGGCGCGAAGGGAACUCCGAACUCCAUCUCUUUCCGCACAAUCAAGCUGGAAUUUGGAUGGGACCGAAAGAUGAAGUUUUUGGAGACGAAGGAUAUAUCAGACGAAUGGAAUGUGAAGAGUUUCUUUAACACCUUCCUCGUGUUCCUCCCCAAAUAAAUGUCAAGUUUCACCUUUCUCCGUCAUCUCUAUGUUCGUAUCUUCGUCGUCUUGUUCUAAGUCUUCUGUUGUCUUUUUUUCCUUUCUGUCUUCGAGUCAUUUUAUUUUCUUUGUUUUUACCUCUUCCCUUUUUUUUCUUUUUACUGUCUUCUCCUUACUGUUUUUCUUUUCAUAUUUGUUCUUCUUUGGCUGGCUUGUAUAGCCAAAGGCAAGCAAUCAUUGUGUAAUUAAUUCCUGUUUGAUUGAUAAUAUAUUAAUUAUCAGUUGAUGUUGAUGGUGAACAAAAUUGUGCUUUGCAUGGUCGGUGGAUCCAUAUUUUCUAUUCACAAUGAUAAUGAAACACAAAACAAAUAUAUUAAUAUUUUUUGGUCUCAGGCAUUAAAUUGAAGCCAAGAAAAUGGUGUUCACAUAGAAUGAUAGACAGCAAAGGAAACAAAUAUAUUCUAUAACAUGUCUGUAUUAUUACAAACCAUAUUUUGUAAUGUCCUGUUUUGUAAGUCUAUUGCAAGUGACAGAUUACUGUGAAGAAGUUCAAAAUGUAAUUAUCAUAAUUAACUAUGGUUAGAUAUUAAACAUAGUUAGCCACAAAUGUUAAAUAGUGCAAAUUAAAGUUCCUUCAAUUAUCAUGUUGUUUGAGAAAGAAGUGGAUGAAAAUCAGUAUAUAUAUAUAUUUUUUUUCUUCUUUUACUGAUGUGCAUUUCUGCUGAAGAUUACAAAGGUGAUUAAGUGAUUGAUUUUGUUAAAGAUUAUUAUUUCACCAAAAAGCAGGUGAUUACUGAAUAUGAUCCUUUAUAUCAUAUUGAUUCUAAAAACAGAAUAUGAACACAUCUCAUUGAAUCUUUAUUUAAGGGUUUAUAUAUUAACAACCAAGCUGGUUACAAUAGCAUUAAACGACAAAAGAAACAUAGUACAUUAAAAUUAAAAUCUUUGCAGUGUUUUGACUGAUAUAUAUAUAUAUAUAUAUUUAUGUUAAAUAUUACAAAGGAGUUCAAAUGACAUUGAGUUUGUAAUAGAUUUUGUAUCAUUUCACACAAAAAGCAGGUGGUUAUUGUAUAUGAUUUAUUGUGACAUUUUGAUUGUUGAAAUAAAAUGUCUGAUUAAAUCUU
This is a messenger RNA of Penaeus chinensis, 2078 nucleotides long. Its product is annotated as thiopurine S-methyltransferase-like. The transcript is spliced from 7 exons. Lineage: Eukaryota; Metazoa; Arthropoda; Malacostraca; Decapoda; Penaeidae. The record is from RefSeq and is a predicted model, not a curated record. The coding region runs from base 1 to 972 and encodes 323 amino acids. Gene Ontology annotation, molecular function: thiopurine S-methyltransferase activity.